Molecule: messenger RNA, 546 nt
Organism: Malassezia vespertilionis
Lineage: Eukaryota; Fungi; Basidiomycota; Malasseziomycetes; Malasseziales; Malasseziaceae
Exons: 6
Coding region: 1-546 (181 amino acids)
Biological process (GO): intracellular protein transport; vesicle-mediated transport
Cellular component (GO): cytoplasm; plasma membrane
Molecular function (GO): GTP binding; GTPase activity
Source: RefSeq, a predicted model, not a curated record
AUGGGAUUGUCUGUGUCGCGACUGCUCUCUGGCCUGUUUGGCAAGAAGGAAAUGCGUAUUUUGAUGGUCGGAUUGGAUGCCGCCGGUAAGACGACCAUCCUCUAUAAGCUCAAGUUGGGUGAGAUUGUCACUACGAUCCCCACCAUCGGUUUCAAUGUCGAAACGGUCGAGUACAAGAACAUCUCGUUCACCGUGUGGGAUGUUGGUGGUCAGGACAAGAUCCGCCCUCUUUGGCGCCACUACUUCCAGAACACGCAGGGUAUCAUUUUCGUGGUCGACUCAAACGAUCGUGAGCGUAUUCCCGAGGCGCGUGAGGAACUGCAGCGCAUGCUCAAUGAGGAUGAGCUCCGUGACGCGCUUCUGCUCGUUUUUGCCAACAAGCAGGACUUGCCGAACGCUAUGAACGCUGCGGAGAUUACCGAUAAGCUUGGUUUGCACAGCCUCAGGCAGCGCCAGUGGUUUAUCCAGGCUACUUGUGCGACUAGCGGUGAUGGUCUUUACGAGGGUCUCGAGUGGCUGAGCACCAACCUGAAGCGCCGCGCAUAA